Messenger RNA from Psilocybe cubensis, 2058 nucleotides. RefSeq lists its product as uncharacterized. NCBI's taxonomy places the organism in Eukaryota, Fungi, Basidiomycota, Agaricomycetes, Agaricales, Agrocybaceae. The record is from RefSeq and is a predicted model, not a curated record. The transcript has 2 exons. Bases 1 to 2058 code for a protein of 685 amino acids.
AUGGUACAUUUACAGAAGGCUUCCCAAACGCACACUGUUGAGCGACCGUCGUCGGUAUGUCAAACAUGUUGGGACACAGUAUUCUCUAUGCAGUUUGGCCUGCUUUCCAAGCCGCUACUUCGUACAGGAACCAAUGAAUGGCCUCGAGGUGGGCUCACGUACACCUCCACACUGGAGGAUAUCAAAUCCGGGGCUAUUUCCGAGUGUCAAUGGUGUAAAUUUAUGCUCGGUCUUAUACAAGAAGAUACUCGCAGAGCUGGGAGCGGUCCAGUUCACAUAAUCAUGGGUAUCCGCGCGCAAUCAGGAUACCUGGGAGCACCAAAGUACACACAAGCUUUGAGUAUAUAUAUCAACAACAUCGAGAGCUUUGAUGGAUAUCUGUAUGCCGAUGCAGAUAAUCCUGCAGCAGAACAUAUCACGGCUCGGAGCCGUAUAGUUGAUGUGGGAUCUCCUCAGUCCAUAUCUCUUUGCCGAAAGCAACUUGAAGAGUGUAUCGUCUCCCAUGAACAUUGCCCUCCAAUUUCUAAACCCUAUCCUCUCUUGCCCACACGUUUGAUAGACUGCAGCAAUCCUAAACACCUUAAACUCGUUAAGACAAGCGGGAUGCAGGGGUCUUACUGCACAUUGAGCUACGUGUGGGGUGAACCUCAACCACACAGAACCACCAAGGAAAAUUUUGGAGCAUAUACUAAAAAAAUAGACUCUGCACAUCUUCCCAAGACUAUUCUGGACGCCAUCCACAUAACAAGACUUCUAGGCAUUCAAUACCUCUGGGUAGACUCGAUAUGCAUCAUCCAAGACUCGGAGGAGGAUAAACUUGUCGAGAUUACGCGCAUGGGCCACAUAUAUCGCCACUCUUAUCUAACAAUCGUCGCUGCAUGCUCUCCACGUGAUGGCGCAGGAUUUCUGGGUCCCCGACCACCUGUUCCUCCGUCGCAGUUCCCGCGGGACACAGAGUUUCCCUUUCCCUGUUUCCCCAAUCAGGGAGGCACCGCACUUCCUCCAGUUAUAGGAAAGGUUAAAAUGUCACCAAUCGCUUUCUACACCGAGUUAGACGACAGUUUUGACAAGUGGUCGGACUACUUCCCUGCCAUGGAACCUGUGAAUGAGCGGGCAUGGUGUCUGCAGGAAUAUGCCAUGUCUCCGCGCUCCCUGGUGUUUACGUAUCAUACCGUGCAGUUCCACUGUAUCACCGGCGGAGCGCAGAACGUCGGCGGAUCCUACAAUAGCCAUCCUGACCGCGAAGACCUACUGCCACAAAAUUUCUUCUUUAGCGACUUUGUAAAAACAUCUGGAAUGCCUGUCCGGGGCUCUCAGGAAUGGGUUUCCGUGCGACGUGCUUGGAACGCGGUUUUGAGGGAAUACACAAGGCGUUCAAUUACCAAUGCAGAGGACACGUUUGUUGCGUUUGCGGGCAUCGCACAGGUGUUCCAGACGGUGUUGGGCGGCGAUUAUCUUGCGGGACUGUGGAGGAAUACACUGUUGUCAGACUUGCUUUGGUUUAAGUUUGCUGACAUGGACAUGGCGCGCCCAAAGAUUUACAGGGCGCCUUCGUGGUCAUGGGCAUCGGUGGAAGGAGCUAUUGUUCCUGGAAAGCUUUUUGACAGAGAGUUACAUGCGACGGAGACACUAGCAGAAGUCAUUAGCUGCACUGUGCUGCUUAGAUACCCUGAACAUCCAUUUGGAGAAACCAAGGAAGGUACACUUUUGCUACGCGCACGCCUAGAAGAGUGUAGGUGGAAUAUUCGAAGCUCGAAGUUCAUUUAUCAUAAGAGGACGACUCAAUCAAACACCGAUGACUCCAAUCAAAAAAUUAUCGGAACUGGUUAUAUCGACAGCAAAGACGACCAAGACGUGCAUGAUGUAUAUGCAAUUCCCAUAUACAUGGACAAGGACGAGGUAGAGGGUAGUAUUAUUGUUGCCAAAUUGUCUGACGGAGAUAAGGAGUCGGGCAUGAUCGGUAAGUAUCGUAGAAUAGGAUAUUUUGAUUCUCAUCGCAUGGAAUGCUCUACAAACUGGCUGAAACUGGCACCAGUUGUAGAAGUGAUAAUAGUAUAG